Thrips palmi is the source of this 2841-nucleotide messenger RNA. It is a transcript of the gene Cog3, whose product is annotated as conserved oligomeric Golgi complex subunit 3. The transcript is spliced from 16 exons. Gene Ontology annotation, cellular component: membrane; cis-Golgi network; COG complex. Lineage: Eukaryota; Metazoa; Arthropoda; Insecta; Thysanoptera; Thripidae. Gene Ontology annotation, biological process: Golgi organization; intracellular protein transport; intra-Golgi vesicle-mediated transport. The record is from RefSeq and is a predicted model, not a curated record. Bases 43 to 2610 code for a protein of 855 amino acids.
GCCGUUUAUUUCUCAUAAUUGUUAGUCGGCUGCACCACCAUCAUGGCCGACGUGGCGAGUGCAGACUUGCGUCAAAUUCAAAAUAAACUUCAAGAAUGGGAACAUCCGGAAAACUCCCUGGCACCGCUGAGCUUGUCUCAAAGAAAUGCUAUUUACGAAAUAUCCGAAGCAGUUGGUGUCCGGAAUGUUCCUUCUAAUCUACCAGAUGGCGAUACGAUCUCUGGCGAGAUUAAAAAGAUGUCCAUCAAUGAUGAGAGCGAUGACAUUCAAGAAGCAACCAAUCUUAAUUUACCUCCUUUAUAUUCUUCUGAAAAAUCAGUGUUUCCUCUCAAACCAUCAAACAUAGGGACAACACAAAAGUUUCUUGAAUGGCAUCGUGAAGUAGAGGAGCAGCUUGAGGAUCAAGCCAAUGCCGUGUACAUCAGCUACCUUCAGCAAAUGUCUCUCAGGCGGAAAGAAUGUGAUGAGCUGUUUAACCAGGUUGAGUCAUGCCUCAAAGACCUUGCUCUACUAAGUACACAACACCAAACAGUUGCAAAUAGUACAAAUUCUUUGCAUCAAGUUAGUGAACAGUUACUUGCAGACCAGAUGAAGCUUAGUACAGUUCAUUCAGAAAUGGAGAGGAGACUUCAGUUCUUUAGAUCCUUAGAUAGAAUUACUCAACGCUUGUCCUCUUCAACACUUGGCGUCAAUAGCCCUGUAUUUAAGGAGUGUUUGGAUCGUCUAGAUGAAUGUAUUGAGUACAUGACAUCUCAUGCCAAUUUUAAGGAGUCACGAGUGUACCUGGCGAAACUGCACCAUUGUCAAAGCAGGGCUGUAGCAUUGGUACGAUCCUAUGUCACACAAAUUCUUCAGACUGCAACACAGCAAUGCCUCUCUGCCCCUUCACCUUUAACUGACAGCUCAACAACCCCCAGUGCAAAUAUCAUUCCAGCUGCAGAUUCGGACUUUGCAAGGUGUUAUGGAAAGUUUCAAGCUUGUGCUCCUCGCAUUCGGUCUGUCUUGGGACACAUUGAAGAGAGAGUCCAAAAAAUUGCAAAUAGCGGGUAUGAAGGUCUUCUCCUGGACUGCCAAUCAUGUUAUGUUGAGCAACGUCAUCAACUAUUGUGGUCUAGUGUCUGCACUGCGGUUCGAGAAUUAUCACUCCGCCAUAAGGGCGACCACUGCACAAUGGUCCGUUCUGGAUGUGCAUUUUUAUUGCACAUUUGUCAAGAUGAGCAUAGACUGUUUGCAGAAUUUUUCAGUAGCCAAGUGCAAGCACAGCUUACUGAUUACUUGGAAGGGUUGUGUACUAGCCUUUAUGAUGUUUUACGGCCAGCAAUUAUUCACAUUAACCAUCUGGAAACACUGGCAGAAAUUUGCUCUAUAUUGAGAGUUGAAAUGCUUGAAGAACAUGUGCCGUCCAAUCCUGGUCCAUUGGAGGCUUUUGGACGGGUAGUUUGGCAGCUACUACAAGACGUUCAAGAGCGGCUAGUUUUCCGUGCUCACCUUUAUUUACAGUCAGAUAUUUUAAAUUACAAGCCAGCUCCAGGGGACCUUGCAUACCCAGAGAAGUUGGAGAUGAUGGAGAGCAUUGCUCAAUCUAUAGCUGAACAACAGACUCAACAGUCUGAGAGAAAAAUGCGUCGAUCUGAUUCUCGCUCAUCUUUGGCCUCAAUUGGUUCUGCAACUUCUCAAGAAGUAGCACACAUCAACCACGCAGUGGAACAACCCCGGUCCCGCACUGGAAAUUCACCUGCAGACCUUCAUGGUAUGUGGUACCCAACCGUGCGCCGAACUCUAGUCUGUUUAUCUCGGCUCUACCGCUGUGUUGAAAGGCCCAUCUUUCAAGGACUGUCGCAAGAGGCGCUCAGUAUGUGCAUGCAAAGUGUGACAGCUGCUGCUGAUGCUAUUUCUCAAAGAAAGACUGCCAUGGAUGGAGAAUUGUUUGAAGUAAAACAUCUCUUAAUUUUGAGAGAACAAAUAGCUCCAUUCCAAGUAGAUUUUACAAUUCGUGAGACGAGCUUGGAUUUCAGUAAGGUGAAGACUGCUGCUUUUGGGCUCCUACAACGAAGGAGACAGCUUCUCUCGUUUAAUGCAAACAAUGCUAUUCUGGAGUUUCUUUUGGAUGGCACCCCUGCAGUCCGAGAGCAACUCAUUGACAGCAGGCGAGAUGUUGACUUAAGAUUAAAAGCCACUUGUGAAAAGUUCAUUGCAAGUGCCACCACUGCAUUAGUGGGUCCAUUGCAAACAUUCCUGACACAGGUCCAGUCAUUCCUAAAAAUGAAAUCAGAGGAAGGUGAAAAGUUGAAAGAUGUAGAAUUAAAGCAGCAGCACUUUGCCACACCCAGUGCUAUUGGGACGACGGUCCGUGAGACUCAGAAAUUGAUGAAGAAUGUCUUGCCUGUUCUUCAACGCAGUAUGCAACUAUACCUGGCUAACAAAGAUACUGAAUCAAUCCUUUACCGACCUAUUAAGAAUAAUGUUGUGAGUUAUUUUGCAAGUCUCCAGCAGCAUUUAGUGACUGAGAAGUACUCUGCUGAGGACAUGCUGGUGGUAGCAUGUCCUACCCCAGAGCAAGUGUUAGUUAUAUUGUCCUCAGCUUCUUUAUUGGCUGCUGGCCCACCAUGAUCCUACUGGACUCUAUGUAAGGCUUUCUGAUGCCGACGUUGAAGAUAUUGUGUAAAUAUGUACCUAGCAAUACAGUCAAACUGAAAAUAAGUAUUUGAUCACAUGGUUGGAGGCCCAUUUCAGGGUAAAUGAGUUACAAUUCUCAAUUAUACAUGCCUGUAUUUUAUGUUAACUGUUAUAACUUGUUACAUACUUUUAAAAUUAUGUUUUACUAAAUUAAUUGAACAACUC